AUGACUUCGUUUGUGGACAAAGGAAUAGAGUUCGCGAAUAAAGCGACUCAAACUGAUCGAGAGGCGCGGAGAACACGGGACCAUGAGACGUUUGAGGCGGCGUAUCACUACUAUCUUCGUGCUAUCGAGUACCUGAUGACCGCGAUUCGCUGGGAAAAGUCCGAGAGAACCCGGGUGCUCUUACAGACUCGUGUGCGUGAGUACAUAUCACGUGCUGAAUCUAUUAAGGAGCUGCUGAAGCGUGGCGCCUAUGAACAGGCCUCGGGGAGCGACGACGGUGCGGACGGGUUGCCCUUCGAGAGCGAGUCGUACACAAACGGAGGUGCGACGGCGGCGGCUACCCUGAGCCCGCACACCGGCUCGGGUGAGUCGAACGGGGCAGCAGCAGCAGCAGCAGCAGCAGCAGCUCGAGAGCGACGCCGCGGUAGAGGGCCUGCUGAUGGAAGCGGCGGUUCUGGCGCUGGUGCUGAGAAAGCGGGUACCGCCGCCUCGGCUCCAACCAAAGACGAGACCGAGCGCCUGCGCCAGCAACUGGCGUCCGUGAUCGUUCGCGAACGCCCCCAGGUUCGCUGGAAUGAUGUAGCUGGUCUAGACGGCGCGAAAGAGGCACUGAAGGAAGCGGUUGUGCUCCCGAUGCGCUUACCGUUGCUUUUUACCGGUAAGAGAGAACCGUGGCGUGGUAUUCUGCUGUACGGCCCACCGGGCACCGGUAAGUCGUACCUUGCAAAGGCUGUUGCCACAGAAAGUGCGGCAUCGUUUUUCAGCGUGUCGUCUGCAGAUCUGGUCAGCAAAUGGCAGGGUGAAUCAGAAAAGCUCAUUCGACAACUCUUUCGAAUGGCGCGCGAGUCUGCACCCUCUAUUAUCUUUAUUGAUGAAGUGGAUGCGCUCUGUUCGAGCAGAUCCGAAUCUGACUCUGAUUCAACUCGAAGAAUCAAAACAGAAUUCUUGGUGCAGAUGCAAGAAGGCCUUUCAACUGGUGAUGAGACUCGUAAGGAGGGAAAGCACGUCUUGGUACUGGGCGCCACCAAUUUGCCAUGGCAGCUGGAUCCGGCUAUUCGACGGCGGUUCGAGCGCCGGAUAUACAUUCCACUUCCAGAUGAACGCUCGCGUCGGAGAAUGUUCGAAAUUCACAUCGGAGAUACACCACAUAGUCUCAGCGCUUGCGAUUUCGAGCGCCUUGCCCAUGUAACUGAAGGCUACAGCGGUGCGGAUAUCGAAAUCGUUGUCCGUGAUGCAAUCAUGCAGCCGAUUCGGCGCCUGCAAAUGGCGACGCAUUUCCGACAAGUAUCGCCGCGUCCACACCAUCGAACCCUGCAGAGAGACGGCGGUGCCGAAGAUACAUCCUCGAACAACAAUGCGGCGCGCGGUGUUCGGUUCACGAACACUGCAUCUGCAGAGCUACUCUGGACGCCGUGCUCUCCGGCGGCACCAGGAGCAGUGGAAAUGAACCUGUACGACGUCCCAGCCGACAAGCUGCUCGUACCCGAUGUCCGUUACAGUGAUUUCGAAGAAGUACUGCUCCAUACCAAGCCGACUGUCAGCAAAGCAGAUUUAGGAGCAUACGAGCGCUUUACGCGUGAUUUCGGCCAAGAGUGCGUUUGA
Messenger RNA from Cyanidioschyzon merolae strain 10D, 1602 nucleotides. Its product is annotated as vacuolar protein sorting-associated protein Vps4p. Gene Ontology annotation, molecular function: ATP hydrolysis activity; ATP binding. The record is from RefSeq and is a predicted model, not a curated record. The transcript has a single exon. Gene Ontology annotation, biological process: endosomal transport; vacuole organization. Lineage: Eukaryota; Rhodophyta; Bangiophyceae; Cyanidiales; Cyanidiaceae. Bases 1 to 1602 code for a protein of 533 amino acids.